GCCGGAAGCGGUGUCAUGGCGGCGUAUCCGGGGCAGGGCUUCCCCGGCUCAGGACCGGCCCCCGGCGCGCCCCCGGCCGGGCCCUACCCCGGGUCUCCUUACGGAGGCCCCUACGGACAGCCCGGCCCCUACGGACAGCCCGGGCCCUGCGGACAGCCUGGGCCCUACGGACAGCCCGGGCCCUACGGACAGCCCGGGCCGGCUCCCGGAGGCGGUGCCCCCCCGGGCGUGGACCCCGAGGCCCUCUCCUGGUUCCAGGCGGUGGACGCCGAUGGCAGCGGGUUCAUCUCUGUCAAGGAGCUGAAGCAGGCGCUGGUCAACUCCAACUGGUCAACGUUCAACGACCAGACCUGCCUGCUGAUGAUCAACAUGUUUGAUAAGACCAGGUCAGGACGCAUAGACGUGUACGGCUUCUCGGCCCUGCUGCGCUUCAUCCAGCAGUGGAGGAACCUCUUCCAGCAGUAUGACAGAGACCAGUCAGGCUCUAUCAGCUUCAGUGAGCUCCAGCAAGCUUUCUCCCAGAUGGGCUAUAACCUGAGCCCCCAGUUCAGCCAGCUGCUGCUGUCCCGCUAUGCCCAGCGCUCCUCCAGCCCCAGCAUCCAGCUGGACCACUUCAUCCAGAUCUGCAUGCAGCUGCAGAGCAGCACCGACGCCUUCCGCGAGAAGGACACGGCGCUGGCGGGCAACGUCAGGCUGAGCUACGAGGACUUCCUCACCAUGGUGGUGACUCGCAUGCUGUGACACUCUCAGCUGAGGGCCAGGAGCUCCGUGGGGCUCUCCUGGAGCUCCGUGGGGCUCUCCUGGAGCCCUGUGGGGCUCUCCUGGAGCAGCAGCCAUCCUCAGCUCCAUGCUGAGGAUUCGCUUCCUGAAGAGUUCCCCUGAGCCAGCUUUCCAGCCUGCUGGAGCCCUCCUGAUUCUGGUUCAUUGUCCUCAUGCCAAACUGGAGUUCUGUUCUGGGGCUAUUCUGGGCAGCUGCCAAACCAGUAGCCUGUGCCAUGCCUCCCAAGAAGCACUUAGACUUUCCCUCAACAAACAAAAAGUCAUACAUAACCCUCUCCUUGGCAGGAUGGCUGUGGUGGAACAUCCCUUUCUCGGCAUGUUUUUGGGACUCUGUGGUGACCAAGAGCUGAGCUGUCAUUUAAAGAGCAGCAGGAAUGUCACAAGUGAUGGCAGAGCUGGACUGGGCCCUGUUGCUGCAGGGUUGUGUGUCCCUCCCACUCCUUGUUGCCAAGAUCUGUCUUGAUUUGUCUCCAUCUGGUGAAGCCAAACUCAGAAAUGGUUUAGUGCUAAUUUUUACAGCUUUUGAAUAAAAGAUGGUGUGUGCUGGGCA
This is a messenger RNA of Apus apus (common swift), 1330 nucleotides long. It is a transcript of the gene PEF1, whose product is annotated as penta-EF-hand domain containing 1. Gene Ontology annotation, molecular function: calcium ion binding. Gene Ontology annotation, biological process: COPII vesicle coat assembly. NCBI's taxonomy places the organism in Eukaryota, Metazoa, Chordata, Aves, Apodiformes, Apodidae. The coding region runs from base 16 to 741 and encodes 241 amino acids. The transcript has 5 exons. The record is from RefSeq and is a predicted model, not a curated record.